Paraglomus occultum is the source of this 243-nucleotide messenger RNA. Lineage: Eukaryota; Fungi; Glomeromycota; Glomeromycetes; Paraglomerales; Paraglomeraceae. The record is from the annotation of a GenBank genome assembly.
AUGCUUACCCCAAUAGGUUUCGAGUUGCUUAUCAAAGGUCUACAGCCAGGCUUAAUCAACGGUCGUGUUGACAAACUGCGUAAAUUGAUGUUGGAAUCGAGAAUAACAAGUCAACGGUCGACACAAACAACAGCUCAAGUACCUGCAUAUCCCUUAAUCAUUGCAAGCGAUAACUUUUGUAUGGUGUACAUCUGUGAGAUGGGCUUGUACAAGGUCAUGCAGAGACUAGACUCUGUGGCUUGA